Molecule: messenger RNA, 2594 nt
Organism: Jaculus jaculus (lesser Egyptian jerboa)
Lineage: Eukaryota; Metazoa; Chordata; Mammalia; Rodentia; Dipodidae
Gene: Rnft2
Product: ring finger protein, transmembrane 2
Exons: 11
Coding region: 370-1713 (447 amino acids)
Biological process (GO): positive regulation of ERAD pathway
Molecular function (GO): ubiquitin protein ligase activity
Source: RefSeq, a predicted model, not a curated record
AGAUGCUUUAUUCCCACCCCGGGCGUGGGCCUGCCCUUGCAGCCCUAUUGUGUUCUUAUUCGAUGUGUUGGUUUCAGCGAACGGGAAGCGUUCGCGAUGAUGGAUGCGAAGUGAACCUGCUGCUUCCCUGACAAGCAGGAGAUGCUUUCUCGCAUGUUGGCGGUGCGGGCCUUGUUAGCGGCCUGGGGACACAGCUUAAGACCUGGCAAGCUUCAUAGGGAGGGUUUGGAGUCUGCUAAGCUUCCCGACCUGCACAUCCAUUGAAGGGGAAGAGGAGAAGGCUUGCUGUCCCUGGACCCAGUGAUUGCCUCCCCGUCAGAAGCCCUAAAUACCCACCACAGGUGUCUUCGAAAUGGAGUUCUGAAGUCCAUGUGGCUCCUCACAGUGAACCAGGUGUUAAGGAAAAUGCAGAGACGUCACAGUAGCAACACGGACAACAUCCCACCUGAAAGAAGCCGCAGCAGCCAGACGCUCAGCCCCGAGGCCAGCGUGGAUGAGGGCGGAGUGUUCGAGAGCCUGAAGGCAGAGACAGCGUCCCCGCCCGCUCUCUUCUCUGGCCUGGCCAGCGCCCUACCCACUAACCCCUUCCCAGCCGGCCUGGUGCUGGGGUCAGCGGCUGGCGGCGGGGACGUGUUCAUCCCGAUGCCUGCAGCCAGGGAGGAGACCGGCAGCCGCAGCAGCGAGGGUGGCACCUCCUACCACCACCGCCAGCCCCAUCACCACUUCCACCACGGAGGCCACCGUGGAAGCUCCCUGCUGCAGCACGUGGGCGGGGACCACCGUGGACACUCGGAGGAGGGCGGCGAGGAGCAGCCAGGGACCCCCGCACCUGCACUGUCCGAGCUGAAAGCCGUGAUCUUCUGGCUGCAGAAGGGACUGCCCUUCAUCCUCAUCCUCCUGGCCAAACUGUGUUUCCAGCACAAAUUGGGCAUCGCCGUGUGCAUCGGGAUGGCCAGCACCUUCGCCUACGCCAACUCCACCCUCCGGGAGCAGGUGUCCCUGAAGGAGAAGAGGUCGGUGCUGGUCAUCUUGUGGAUCCUGGUCUUUCUGGCAGGGAACACCCUGUAUGUGCUGUACACGUUCAGCUCCCAGCAGCUCUACAACAGCCUCAUAUUCCUGAAGCCCAACCUGGAGACCCUGGACUUCUUCGACCUGCUGUGGAUCGUGGGGAUCGCAGACUUCGUGCUGAAGUAUGUCACCAUUUCCCUCAAGUGCCUCAUCGUGGCCUUGCCCAAGAUCAUCCUGGCCGUCAAGUCCAAGGGAAAGUUCUAUCUGGUCAUCGAGGAGCUGAGCCAGCUGUUCCGAUCACUCGUGCCCAUCCAGCUGUGGUACAAAUACAUUAUGGGGGAUGACUCCUCCAACAGCUAUUUCCUGGGAGGAGUCCUGAUCAUCCUCUACAGUCUGUGCAAGUCAUUUGACAUCUGCGGCCGUGUGGGCGGAGUCAGGAAAGCGCUGAAGGUCCUCUGCACCUCCCAGAAUUACGGCGUCCGGGCCACCGGGCAGCAGUGCACGGAAGCUGGCGAUAUCUGUGCCAUCUGCCAGGCCGAGUUCCGCGAUCCCCUGAUUCUCCUGUGCCAGCACGUGUUCUGUGAAGAGUGCCUCUGCCUAUGGCUGGACCGCGAGCGCACCUGCCCGCUCUGCCGCUCGGUUGCCGUGGAUACGCUGCGCUGCUGGAAGGAUGGAGCCACGUCGGCGCACUUCCAGGUGUACUAGGCCUCAGUGCUAAGGUAUCCGGGCAGACUCUGGGGAGCCCAGCGUUCUUGGCUCCAGCUCUGAGGCUUCCUGGACAACAGCUUCCAACACUUCUGUCUCCCUCCUCUUGCCCUCUACCAUCUGAGCCCCUGGGGUUCCCCAGCAUUGCCUUCCAGUCUCGUCCUAGGGUAUAGCAUACUCAUCUUCCCUGCCACAGGGGGACUUGAACAACUCAGAUUUGGCCUCCCUGCACGUGGGAGAUCCAGCUCUCCCAGUGAAGAAUGGUCGUAGGUGAAGUUCCCCACCCCCCCUUAUUUAACCAGACUGCAGCUGUUGAGACUCAAUGCUGCGAAUUGGACUGGAGCCUAGAGUUCACAGCUGCCCCUCCCUGGCCCAAGCUGGCAGGUGACCGCCAUUGGGGAGUAACUUCAAAAUGCAAAGGCUGAGCCCCACCCCUGCAAAGAGUAGCUUAAAGCAGCAGGACUCACGGAGCAUCCUGCUCACGUGGUGAUUCGUCACCUCCACAACAGCCCUGGAUGGAGAAACCCUCACCCCCAUCCCCUUCACAGGUGAGGAGACUGAGGCACCGAGUUUGGUGUGGCAGUUUUCCCAGGGCCACCCAGCUGGCAAGGACAGAGUCUCCUGCACAGCUUGGCGCGGAUGCUGUAGGCAUGAGGGCCGGUAGACCUGGCUUGUUCCAGGCACAGAGCUGGUUUUGACAUCCUGGCCCAGCCGUACAGACCAGCAGAGGCGAACGCCGAGCGUGCAAGCCGUGCAUGUGGCUCCUGAGGCCGACUAGUGACCACGCCCACGGAGAGCCUGGACCCCCAAGAAUGCUCCCCGCCUGGGCUGCUCAGACCCACUCAUGCCAAGAAAGGCCAGCAUUGGCCCAUUUGUGCAUA